Drosophila guanche is the source of this 2048-nucleotide messenger RNA. RefSeq names its product integrator complex subunit 11 (gene IntS11). The transcript has 3 exons. Gene Ontology annotation, biological process: snRNA processing. Gene Ontology annotation, cellular component: nucleus. The record is from RefSeq and is a predicted model, not a curated record. Bases 112 to 1905 code for a protein of 597 amino acids. NCBI's taxonomy places the organism in Eukaryota, Metazoa, Arthropoda, Insecta, Diptera, Drosophilidae.
UUUUCGCCCUCGCUGUGUUUACAAAUUGGCACGGAAAAUUUUACUCUUUAAUUGGUAAAACAAUUAAUUGUUGAACGACAAAAACGGUCGGUUGAGCGACCUGCAUUUGCCAUGCCGGACAUAAAGAUAACACCACUCGGUGCCGGCCAGGAUGUGGGCCGCAGCUGCCUCCUGCUGUCGAUGGGCGGCAAAAAUAUAAUGCUCGACUGCGGCAUGCAUAUGGGCUACAACGAUGAGCGGCGAUUCCCGGAUUUCUCCUACAUUGUGCCCGAAGGACCCAUAACAAGCCACAUCGACUGUGUGAUCAUAUCCCAUUUUCACCUGGAUCACUGUGGCGCUUUGCCCUACAUGUCGGAGAUUGUGGGCUACAAUGGGCCCAUUUACAUGACACAUCCGACCAAGGCGAUCGCGCCGAUCCUGCUCGAGGAUAUGCGAAAAGUGGCCGUGGAGCGGAAAGGCGAGUCGAACUUUUUCACCACGCAAAUGAUUAAGGACUGCAUGAAGAAGGUCAUCCCGGUGACACUGCAUCAGAGCAUGAUGGUGGACACCGAUCUGGAGAUCAAGGCCUACUAUGCCGGUCACGUGCUGGGCGCUGCCAUGUUCUGGAUCAAGGUUGGCUCCCAGAGCGUCGUCUACACUGGCGACUACAACAUGACGCCGGACCGCCAUUUGGGCGCUGCCUGGAUCGACAAGUGCCGGCCCGACCUGCUCAUCUCCGAGAGCACCUAUGCAACAACAAUUCGCGACUCGAAGCGUUGUCGCGAGCGCGACUUCCUGAAGAAGGUGCACGAGUGUGUGGCGCGAGGCGGCAAAGUGCUAAUACCUGUCUUUGCCCUGGGACGUGCCCAGGAGCUGUGCAUAUUGCUGGAGACCUACUGGGAGCGCAUGAACCUCAAAUAUCCCAUCUACUUCGCACUGGGCCUCACCGAGAAGGCCAACACGUACUACAAGAUGUUCAUCACAUGGACGAACCAGAAGAUCCGCAAGACAUUCGUACAUCGUAAUAUGUUUGACUUCAAGCACAUCAAACCGUUCGACAAGGCUUACAUUGAUAAUCCCGGCGCAAUGGUUGUCUUUGCCACACCGGGCAUGCUGCACGCCGGCCUCUCGCUGCAAAUAUUCAAAAAGUGGGCGCCAAACGAGAACAACAUGGUCAUCAUGCCCGGCUACUGUGUCCAGGGCACCGUGGGCAACAAGAUACUCGGCGGUGCCAAGAAAGUUGAGUUCGAAAAUCGUCAAGUGGUUGAGGUCAAAAUGGCAGUGGAGUACAUGAGCUUUUCAGCGCAUGCCGAUGCCAAAGGCAUAAUGCAGCUGAUUCAAAACUGUGAGCCGAAGAACGUAAUGCUCGUCCAUGGCGAGGCGGAGAAGAUGAAGUUCUUGCGCUCAAAGAUCAAGGACGAGUUCAAUUUGGAAACAUACAUGCCCGCUAAUGGCGAGACCUGUGUGAUAUCUACGCCCGUUAGAAUACCUGUAGACGCAUCCGUGUCCCUGCUGAAGGCCGAGGCUCGGUCGUACAAUGCCCAGCCUCCGGAUCCGAAGCGGCGACGACUCAUCCAUGGCAUACUGGUGAUGAAGGAUAAUCGUAUAAUGCUUCAAAAUUUAACAGAUGCCCUCAAAGAGAUCGGCAUCAAUCGGCAUGUGAUGCGCUUCACGUCCAAGGUGAAAAUUGACGAUCCCGGACCAACGGCGCUUACCAGCGAACGACUGAAGCUACUGCUGGAGGAGAAACUAGUCGGCUGGACGGUGGCACUGCAAGAUAAUGGCUCCAUCACUAUUGAAUCCGUUGAGGUGAAGGUGGAGGAGGAUGCCAAGGAUCCCAAACAGAAAACUCUGUUGAUUUCAUGGACCAACCAGGACGAGGACAUUGGUGCCUACAUUCUCAAUGUGCUGCAGAACAUGUGCUAGAGCCCAACGAAACUCCCCCAUAUAUAUGCCUUAAUUCCAUAGUUUGCUAAGCACAAAGUGUCGGAUAUCGUUUUUCCGAAUAUCUAAAUGAUUGAAAAUAAAACAAAAAUAGUCCAAAAUCCAUCAGAAAUUGGAUAAAUCAA